CUCCCUCUCCUCUCCUGCUAUAGAGGGCUCCAACAGCAGUUCCCAGCCAGUGUGUUCAGCCUGCCUGCCUGCCCGCCUCUGUGUGUGUGUGUGCGUGUGUGAGUGUGUGUGUGUGUGUGAGCGUGUGCGUGCGUCUACUUUGUACUGUGAGGAACACAGCCCAUGUGCUCUGCAUGGACGUUACUGAUACUCUGUUUAGCUUGAUUUUCGACAAGCAGGCAAGAUGUCCAGCACACCACAUGACCCCUUCUAUUCUUCUCCUUUCGGCCCAUUUUAUAGGAGACAUACACCCUACAUGGUGCAGCCAGAGUACCGAAUCUAUGAGAUGAACAAGAGACUGCAGUCUCGCACAGAGGAUAGUGACAACCUUUGGUGGGACGCAUUUGCCACCGAGUUUUUUGAAGACGAUGCCACAUUAACCCUUUCAUUUUGUUUGGAAGAUGGACCAAAGCGAUACACUAUCGGCAGGACCCUUAUCCCUCGUUAUUUUAGCACUGUGUUUGAAGGAGGGGUGACUGACCUGUAUUACAUCCUCAAACACUCUAAAGAGUCAUACCACAACUCAUCCAUCACAGUGGACUGCGACCAGUGUGCUAUGGUCACCCAGCAUGGGAAGCCCAUGUUUACCAAGGUAUGUACAGAAGGCAGACUGAUCUUGGAGUUUACCUUUGAUGAUCUCAUGAGAAUAAAAACAUGGCACUUUACCAUUAGACAAUACAGAGAAUUAGUCCCAAGGAGCAUUCUAGCCAUGCAUGCACAAGAUCCUCAGGUCCUGGAUCAGCUGUCCAAAAACAUCACCAGGAUGGGACUAACAAAUUUCACCCUCAACUACCUCAGGUUGUGUGUAAUACUGGAGCCAAUGCAGGAACUGAUGUCGAGACAUAAAACUUACAACCUCAGUCCACGAGACUGCCUGAAGACCUGCUUGUUUCAGAAGUGGCAGCGGAUGGUGGCACCGCCAGCAGAACCCACAAGGCAGCCGACAACCAAACGGAGAAAAAGGAAAAACUCUACCAGCAGCACUUCCAACAGCAGCGCCGGAAACAACGCCAACAGCACCGGCAGCAAGAAGAAGACGCCGGCCGCCAACCUGAGUCUGUCCAGUCAGGUACCUGAUGUGAUGGUGGUAGGAGAGCCAACUCUGAUGGGAGGUGAGUUUGGGGACGAGGACGAAAGGCUAAUCACUAGAUUAGAAAACACGCAGUAUGACGCGGCCAACGGCGUGGACGACGAGGAAGACUUCAACAGCCCCCCCGCCCUGGGGAACAGCAGCCCUUGGAGCAGUAAACCCCCCGCCGCUCAGGAGACCAAAUCAGAAAGCGCCCCGCCCCAGGCUCCCCAGUGAGACUGACCCCACCCGCCCCCGCGGGCGUGGGCCCUGGGGUGCACCCGGGCCUGCAGAUGCCUGCUUACAGGAGAGGAAGGAGGCGAAAUGAAAACUUUUCCACGCAAAAACCUGUUUCUGAACCACAAUGACCUGAGUUUUGAGUUUCUUUUCUUUCUUUCUUUCUUUCUUUUCCUUUUUUUUUUUUUUGUUUUUUUGUUUUUUUGGGUUUUUUUGUUUUUGUUUUUUGUUUUUUUUUUUGGUCUUUUUUGAAUGGAGAGGAUUAUUCCAAUAAACUUCCAUGACCCUUCCCUGGAGGCCUUCACAGGUAACGCAGAGACUGGCACUGAUCGUAAUUAAAUCAAGAGGGCAGGCUCGCGCUUCUCCUGGCUCGGUGUUUAACCACAUGUUUGUUAACGACCCCCCCUCCCCCCCUCCCCCACCCCCACCCCCACCCCCACCCAACGGAAGGCCAUAUUGUCAAUACGCCCUCAGUGCUCAGGGCCUCAUUAUAUGCCGACCCUAACUACAGAUGACUUUUUAAUAUUGUAAAAUCUUUUCUGCUUUUUGACUUGCAUCUGAGAGUUUCUUGUUUCAGUAAAAAAAGAAAAGAAAAAAAAUCAGCUUUUGGACAGUAAUUUAAGUGUAUUCCUUAUUAUUAUUAUUAUUAUUAUUAUUAAUUUUCCUUCAUCUUUUCUUUCAUUGGGUAACAGCUAAGAGGGCCUAGCAGGGUAGUUGAUGGGGGAGCUAAGAUCAAUCGGUUCUCCAACCCGAGUUGGUUCGGUUGAGCCCAAGUGCUGAAACAAGAAAUGUCUUUUUUGUCAUCGAAGACACCAAGGCGCAUUUUUAUGUAAAGAAAGACACCUGGCCCGUUGAGAACUUAGGCGUUUGUAAACUUGCUGUUGAUCCAAAUCCUUUCAAGCCAUGUAAUCCAUUAAUUUUGUGGGCAGUUUAAUAAACCUGAAACUUUUUUGUGUUUUUUAUUG
Molecule: messenger RNA, 2310 nt
Organism: Nyctereutes procyonoides (raccoon dog)
Lineage: Eukaryota; Metazoa; Chordata; Mammalia; Carnivora; Canidae
Gene: LDB2
Product: LIM domain binding 2
Exons: 8
Coding region: 224-1345 (373 amino acids)
Biological process (GO): nervous system development; positive regulation of transcription by RNA polymerase II; negative regulation of transcription by RNA polymerase II
Cellular component (GO): transcription regulator complex; nucleus
Molecular function (GO): LIM domain binding
Source: RefSeq, a predicted model, not a curated record